CGUCUAGCCGGCCGGCCAUGGACGCGCCAUUCUUCCACGAGCUCCGCCGCCAGGCCUCCUCCUACCUCACCGGCAAGAUCCGCUCCGCGCGCCUCGCGCUCACCGACGUAACCCCCACGCAGCUGAUGACGGAGGAGGCAACCAACGGCGACGCGUCGCCGCCGACCGCCAAGACCAUGGGCCUCAUCGCGCGGCAGGCAUUCGACAUCGACGAGUACGUCAGGAUCCUCGACAUCCUACACACCAGGCUGGCCACGUUCGACAGGAGGCAGUGGCGGGAGCCCUACAAGGCGCUGCUGCUCCUGGAGCACCUCCUCACCCACGGCCCGCGCAGCGUCGCGCUCGAGUUCCAGAAGGACAGGGCCGUCAUCCGGCAGAUGGCCACCUUCCAACACGUCGACGAGAAAGGCUUCAACUGGGGCGCGACGGUGAAGGGCAAGUCGGACCGCGUGCUGAGGCUGCUGGAGCGCGGGCCGUUCCUGGAGGAGGAGCGCGAGCGGGCGCGCAAGGUGGCGCGCCAGAUCAGCGGCUUCGGGAGCUUUAACCUCAGGACCGGCGGCAGCGGCGGCUCCGGCUCCUCGCGCGCGCAGCUGUGGGGCGGCGAGGACGGCGCGGCGCCGCAGGUGUACGGGCGCAGCCACUCGCAGUACGAGCAGGGCCGGCGGUGGGACGAGGACGACGUCGGCGAGGACCAGGAGGACAAGGAGAACCUGCUCGGCUCCGGGAGCGGGCGCGAGGAAGCGGAGCUGGAGGAGCGGCACCACCACCACCCGUUCCUCGGCUUCGGGCAGCAGCGGCCGGAGGCGACGCUGCUGCUCGGCCAGUGAUCACGAAGGACCAGCCGAUGGCUUCUACCCUAGUCCCCUGUACUGUAACGUUCUGUGUACUAGCAUGUCCCGUGUGUGUCGUCAAGAAAAAAAAGCGUCAGCACGGUCAGUCCUUUGCUGACGUUGCCGGACGCUUUAGG
This is a messenger RNA of Lolium rigidum, 967 nucleotides long. RefSeq names its product epsin-3-like. The coding region runs from base 18 to 827 and encodes 269 amino acids. Gene Ontology annotation, biological process: endocytosis. The transcript is spliced from 4 exons. The record is from RefSeq and is a predicted model, not a curated record. NCBI's taxonomy places the organism in Eukaryota, Viridiplantae, Streptophyta, Magnoliopsida, Poales, Poaceae. Gene Ontology annotation, molecular function: phospholipid binding; clathrin binding. Gene Ontology annotation, cellular component: endosome; plasma membrane; clathrin vesicle coat.